GAGCGAGUAAUUUUACAUUUUGGCCACAGUUUUACCUAGUUAAAAAAUGUGUAUAAGUUAUAUUUGGAAGGGAAAUAAGUCGUCUUGCUAACGCUAUAAGUCUGUUUUAACGUUGACAUUACAUGCUAAUUCAUGUGUUUGUGUUUAUUUACGCUAACUUACUAACUUUUGUUUAGCUAAUUAGCAUACCGUUAGCUACAUGAGCGUCUCCUGCGCCAUGCUGGAGGAACCAGAGAGCAGAGAACCCUCUCUGUUUGAUCCGUCUGUGAACAGCCACAGACCCGCAUCAGGGAAGUCCCAGGACAUUUCUCACGUGUUGGCGAGCACCUUCAAGGACCUUUACACUAAAGACAUCAUUGGGAAAGACACUUUGUCCAACCUCAUCAAGACAAAGAAUGGACGCAGCAGCUACCAUGACAGAUAUGUGGAAGAGCUUCAACAGGCUCAUUCUGAGUACAGCCGGCGUAUAAAAGAGGCGGACAUGCUGGAGAGUCAUAUAAUCCAGGCCAGGGCUCGGGCUGCAGCCACAGAGAGGCAGGCCUACGAGAGGAUGAGGGAGAGGAUGGGAGACAUUAUCGAUCAACAGGGCCUCCUCACAGUCCAAUCUGCCUUUUCCUGGUGCGUGGACAAAGACCUUCUCGAAAUGAACAACCUCCUUUCCCCCCAGGACUACUUACCUACACAAAAACCACAUGUGGAAGCACCGGCAGCAAUAAAAUCAAAUCCUGGCAAACCCACCCUCUCCUACGCCAUGCACGUGUCCAAGGAGCCUCAGGAUGAUGGUUACACUUUAAUUCCCAGUCCAGAGAAGAUCAUUCUAGGCGAAUCAGAUCUCAGCCUGACUUUUGAAUCAAGCUCAGUCACCCCAACGAGAAGGCAACCUAAAGAGAAGUCCAAACAGACCGUACCUAGACCCAAGUGGAAGGAUGAGCCCAGCGCACAGGAUCGAGAAGAGGGACUGGAGAAACUUCAGAAGCUGAAAGAUCGACACAAUUUCCUACGCAACCCUCGCUUCCUUCCUCCGAGUGCACAGCAGGGGGGCACAUCCCUCGUCCGGCCCAGAACCAAAGUGGGGAAGAAGGAGCAUGAGAAGAGAGGCAUGGAGGAACAAAGCUCCACUGAUGAUCCUGUGUUCCUAGCUACUCCCUCAGUGGUCAUGUUCACCGACUACACUGUAGGACAGGUAUACGAGACUACACUGGAGCUGAAAAACUUGACGUCUGCCAGCCGUACGGUCCGAGUCAUCCCCCCCAACACUCCUUACUUCUCCAUUGGCCUCGGGAGGUUCCCGGGUGAGGGGGGUGUUGUUGCCCCGGGGAUGAGCUGUAAGUACACAGUGCGCUUCGCUCCAAACUCUCUGGGGGAAUUUGAGGACUUCCUGGUGGUGGAGACCCAGGCUGAGCAGCUGCUUGUGGUGCCCGUCAUGGCCAGAAGACCCCCUCCAAUACUCACAUUACCAAGAGUUCUGGAGUGUGGUUGUUGUCUGAUCGGAGGAGUCAAGUUCGUGGAGUUCCUGUGCCAAAAUGUUGGCGUCAGCGCCGGGACGUUCUGCAUCGUCCCCAAAAACCAGUGGCCAGCCUCCAACCUGAGGUGUCUGGCGAGAACUCACUUCUCUGAGCAGCCACCCUUUGCGAUCAGCCCGUCUCUUUUUGUGCUGCAGCCAGGAGAGGUCACUGUAGUGGAGGUGGUUUUUUUCCCCACCGCUGCUGAGAAGAGCUGUCAGAUGUUCACCAUAGUGUGUGAUAACUGUCAGGUGAAAGACAUUUCCAUUGAAGGUGAGGGCCAGCUGAUUGCUCUGGAGCUUGUGUCUGUUUCUGGGAGGAAGGAGCCCCCGGUGGUGGGAGAGGUGCACGACCUCACUGCAGAGCACUUUGUCCGAUUCAGCCCCUGUAACCCUCACUCUGUGCAGGAGAAGAGAGUCAUCAUUAGGAACAACGUCCACCUGGAGCUGCCCUUCCACUGGCACACCAUGAAGCCCAACCUGCACCCGCAGCUCCCAGGGGAAACUCCAGAGCCCAAACACAUCCAGUUCCACCCGACCACAGACGGUGUUUUCCACGUCACCCCGAUAACUGGCGUUCUUCCCCCCUGUCAGGAGCAAGAGUUUCUGUUCACCUUCUGCCCUAAAGAGUUGGAGGAUUACCACAGUGUUUGUCACUUAGUCCUGAGGGAUGUUCCCCAGCUGCCACCAGAGUCCAGUGACAAUAGGUGUAAACCCAGUGUCCUCCAGCCUGUGCGCACUGGCUCCAAUGUGAGCGAUGUCAUCGUCAUGGAGAUAGAGGUCAAGGGGUCAACAGAGCCGUACCACGUCCUGCUGGAGCCGUACGCCGCCGUGAUUCCCGGAGAGAUUUUUAUUUGCACGACCACAUGCAGGCAGUUCAAGAUGUGGAACCACAGCAGAACCGCCAUCUUUUUCCAGUGGGAACGGAUGAAAAGCAGCAGCCAUAUAAUAGAAGUACAGCCCUCUGCUGGUACAAUAGAGGAGAACGAGUGUUUUGAUUUCGACCUGAUUUUGAACGGAGGGAAACCAGAGAGGGUUGUUACCAGUGUGGUUUGCCACAUAGAGCACCGCCACGAGCCCGUCACUUUGGCAGUGGAAGUCUCUUUUAAGGGUCCUCUAGUGACCCUGAAUGUUCCCAGUGUGGACUUUGGGCUCCUGAAGCUCGGGGAGCACACUCAGACCUCGCUGAUCCUCACUAACGUCACUCAGCUGGAAGCCGGCUGGAGGCUGCAGGAGAGGCAGCACCAACACCCACAGAUUUUAGUGGCGCCAUGCAGAGGUGUGCUUCCCCCUUUGACCUCUUGCAGUGUGGAUGUGCUAUUUAUUCCCAUUUCCUGCCAGCGAUAUGAAACAGAGCUGGAGUUAACGGUGGAGAAUGGAACAGGAUGCCACCUGUCAGUGCGGGCAGAUGUUCAGACGCCUCAGGUGUGUCUGCUCAGCUGUGAGCUGCUCCUCUCUGAACUCUACAUGGGGGUGCAUGCCAGAGCCACCGUCACUCUGUUCAACCAGACGCUGCUGCCCUCUCACUUCAGCUGGAUGGCUGAGCUGCAGGGUGAACUGGCUGAUCUGUGUUCAGCCACUUUCGAGCCGUCCUCCGGCACUCUGGGACCUAACGACAGCUUGGAGAUCAAAGUCACCUUUACCUCUCACACAGAUGUGGAGCUGACGGAGAUAGCUGCUCUCUGUGAGGUCCAAGGGAUGAACUCUCCUCUUGUUCUUAGUAUCGUUGCUUCCAAAAUCAAGAAACUCAGUGUGUCCUACUCCCUGCCAAGUGUCUGCUCUCCCUCAGGUGAUGAGAGCCCCUCAGCACUGGUACUUGACUUUGGAGACGAUGUUAUUCUGAAGAGAGCUGUUACCAAGCAGUUACUGAUAACCAAUCAAACUGCCAUCCCUGCGCCUUUCACCAUCGAAGCAGAGUAUUUCAACUGCCAUGCCUCGAAGCCAAAUAACCAGUCAGAGAAAAGACCCACAUACGUCAAGAAGCCGCUGCACUCUGUUCAAGCCAAGAAAGUAGAGAAAAAAGCACAAGAGGAGUUUGUGAGCGGCCUGCUGGCUCAUGGGAAAGGAGCCGCUUUCUUGGUCCUUCCACAAAAUGGGAUUCUGGGAGCUUUUGAGACGCAGACUGUGGACGUCACCGCCUACACCGACAUGUGGGGGGAAUACAGAGAUCUCCUCGUAUGCAAAGUGGGGGACCUGGAGCCCUCGUUCCUCCCCAUGCAGAUGAAGGUGACAGGCUGCCCUCUCUACUUCCAAAUGACGGGCCCACGUCCAGAAUACCAGAACCAGGGACCCAUCACACAGUUUGGCACUCAUGCUUCUGGAGGUGACACAGUGUCCAGAUCGCUUCGCAUCAACAAUCCCACCAUGUUUGAUAUCCGCAUGGACUGGGAAACCUUUAACAUCGACCAGAACGACGGUAAACUGGUGGAUGUGGUGGUGGCGUACGGAGAAGCCUUUCCUCUUAAAGAUGCUGAUGGCAACGAGCUGCUGAGCGGAGCUGUAAGGAUUUCUGGUGCAUCCUGGGAAAUAAAUCAGUCCCCAGGCUCUGAGGGAACGAGCUCCUCCCUCCGAAGCAUGACCAGCGGGGAGGAAUAUGUUUCUGAGGAUGAAGGUGAGGAAGAGGAAACCUGCCUCUAUCCCGCUCCUGCAGAGAAAAAACUAAUCUCCGUUCUGGUCAGACCUCAUGUGGGCAACCUGUCGGAUUACCCAUACUGCAUCACACCCCAGCAAAUAGUGAUUCCAGCCAAAAGCAGCGGCACCAUCCACGCGUCCUUCACUCCUCUGACUCUCUCCGGGUCAGCUUGGGAGUCCAGAUCUGUGGGUCUGGCUCUGGGUUUCAUGAGUCUAGACUCAGAGAUGGCUGCCUGUGUCCCGGGUAAAGUGAUCAGAGCUCAGGGUUUGGAUCUGGAUCCACUCAGAGUGGAUCUACUAGCAGCCGUUAAGCCUGCAGCGCUGUCGGUGCAGAUGGAGGAGGACGGGGGGGCGCUGCAGUUUCACGCCUCGGCCGGUGAUUUACUGACGGCAGAAUCAGAGGAGAAAAAGCUGCUCGUUCGGGACUUUGACGUCACGCGGGCCCUUCAGCUGAAAAACAACUCAGAGAUGCCGCUACACUUCAAACUGGGGGCUCAGGAUCCAUUUGUAGUGCUCAGGCCGCAGACUAGAGUCCAAAGCAGCAGCUCCAGCAACCCCCCCACUGCAGAGAGCCAGACCCUGCUGCUGCAGCCGCAACACAGCAUGCAGGUGAAGGUGUCUUUCCGCUGCUCCCUGUCUCUCCUGGAUCAUGCCGAGCAGACAGUGGAGGAACUUCCUCCCGGGGUUACGCUGAUGCAUCGUCCUCGAGGGGGGAGCAAGCUGAGGCUCCAGCAGAACCUCCUGAUUCACUACAGCAACAACAGUCUGCAGACGGUGCCUCUCUGUGCAGAUUUGGAUCUCGUUUCGAUGCGUCUGUCCAGCGACUGCAUCGACUUUGGGAUCUGCCACAUCGGACAGACGCAGACAUUAGACGUCACUCUGCAAAGCCACGGAGCGCAGACCUACUGGAAAGCAGUUUUAGAGUCAGAUGAAGGACAGGAUGUGUUCAGAGUGACCCCAGACUUCGGGCUCCUCGUCCCCGGCUGCAGUCUCUGUCUCCAGAUCAGUUUCACUCCCAGUGAUGACGGAGAGUUCAGGGCCGCGGUGGUCCUCUGGUCUCCUCUGGUGAAGCCCCCCCUCACUCUGCAGCUGCAGGGGACAGGGUCCUAUGAUGAAGUGCACCGGUCACACUGAGUGUCCUCUCAACACCACAGUCACAUAAACACAAACACAUAUAAGCCCUUUGUAAGAUUGUAAAUAAAUGUGAAGAGCAACUUG
Molecule: messenger RNA, 5350 nt
Organism: Gymnodraco acuticeps
Lineage: Eukaryota; Metazoa; Chordata; Actinopteri; Perciformes; Bathydraconidae
Gene: dlec1
Product: DLEC1 cilia and flagella associated protein
Exons: 38
Coding region: 200-5266 (1688 amino acids)
Biological process (GO): negative regulation of cell population proliferation
Source: RefSeq, a predicted model, not a curated record